Alternaria atra is the source of this 2055-nucleotide messenger RNA. RefSeq lists its product as uncharacterized. The transcript has 3 exons. The coding region runs from base 1 to 2055 and encodes 684 amino acids. The record is from RefSeq and is a predicted model, not a curated record. NCBI's taxonomy places the organism in Eukaryota, Fungi, Ascomycota, Dothideomycetes, Pleosporales, Pleosporaceae.
AUGUGGAUAUGGGUAGCGCUGCAGCCCGUGCCUGGAAGCCAAGUUGUGAGCUGCAUGGCUGCCGAGGUCCCCGCUGCAUCUCUAACUAGUGGUGACGACGUGUGCCCAGCCGGGAACUUGCCCAUUGUCCCAUACAUCCAACAUGGAGGAGGGCAGGUCCCACUCCAGGCGCUCCUUCCGUCAUCGCUUCCGUCGUCAUCCAUACCUUCGACAGGUGUACCUGAGUUCACUCCGAUAGCAAUAUACUCUCCUCACUCUCCGAUCGAAACACCAGACGCUGCGCAGGACGCUCCUGAUUCAUACAUCUUACCUACCAUCGAUAUUCCUAUAGAGCAUUCUUCCCAAGCAAAGCCAUCUGCGGAAGCUCUCACGUCUCUCGCUGGUAACGACGAUUCGUUGAACGGGGACGACGUCCAAAUGAAGGGCAGGAAGCCCGCCAUUGCCGCUGCGGGUACCUUCUUUGGGUUGUUCUCGUUCUCGCAACUAUACCAAAACGUUCUUUUCGAAAGCUUGACCCCCUCAGGCGAACGCGCAGACGAAACGGAAUGGGUCGCAUCGUCGCGGUCAUGGGUAGACCGGAAGGUUUGUGGCUGGUUUGGUAUGUGUGGCCUGUCGCACCUGAAUAAGGCACAAUGGACUACACAGACGUUAAAGGCUCAGAGCCAGAAGACAGUGGAUGACAGGGACCAAGUCAAUCUGACUGACUUUUGGAACGAUGCGCGAACCAUUCCGGCUGAUUACAAGCCUGAGGAGCAACUCGAGAUACCACAAUAUGUUCUAGACCACGCGCCGCUCAUUCACCUCUUCUCGGGAGAAGAGUACUGGCCAGGCGACAUGGCUGAACACUUGAUACACACAACACCGCAUCUGAAUUACACGCCUCUGCAAGCAUCCAGUGAUCACCCGAACAUCAGCAAUCUUGAGGACCUCAACAAAUGGGGGCGAUUUGUAUAUCUCCAGAGCGAUGAUAAUGUCGAGGACCGUCCGCCGUGGCUGGGUGCUGACUACAACAUACCUAAUGCACCAAAUGACGGGAAUGGCGACGACGAAGACGAUGACGAGGAACACCAGAGGGGACCCGACGGCCACUUCACAGAAGACAAGAAUGGAGAAAAGUCCAGCUGGUGGCAUGUGGGUGUCGGCGAUACGAGGGAUCGAGGUGGCAUCCGGCCAGACCCUACAGCUCCAGGACUUCCAGUUCCUUCGAACACACUCGAAGGCGAUGAGCUCGUUGAUGAUAAUGACGACAAGCACUGGCGAUCAGAGCUACGUUACCGUCGACGCAGCUUCACUGGCAAGAAAGUUGUUGGUGGUCGAAGUGAUGCGCCCGUGCCGUUAGUAGUGGUGGAUAAGGGUGAUGGCGUGGUGGACGCAUUCUGGUUCUUCUUCUACAGCUACAACCUUGGAAACGCUGUCUUCAACAUUCGUUUCGGCAAUCACGUUGGCGACUGGGAACAUACUGUGGUAAGGUUUCAGCAUGGCGAGCCCAAAGCGGUGUUCUUCAGUGAACAUAGCUUUGGUGAAGCGUACACAUGGGACGCUGUGGAGAAGAGUGGACAGAGGCCCAUCGGCUUCUCUGCCACUGGUACCCACGCCAUGUACGCGACGGCCGGUGUACAUCCAUACGUCUUGCCUGGUGGCAUUCUGCACGAUGUGACUGACCGUGGUCCUCUCUGGGAUCCUGUCAUGAACAUGUAUUCAUACAAGUACGACUAUCAGUCCGACCGACUUGUCGCAUCCAACCUCAACCCGCGCGCACCUACCUCAUGGUUUUAUUUUGCUGGUCACUGGGGCGACAAGUUUUACCCACUUAGCGACCCUCGACAAUACCGCUUUUUAGGCCAGUACCAUUACGUUAACGGACCGCUAGGUCCUCGCUUCAAGAACCUAGGGCGACAAGAAAUUUGUCAAGGCAACGGUGAGUGUGUGCUCAAGGGACGUCCCGGAGAGAAAUCACGCAUCACGAAGAGGUGGAUGGACAUUGGCGAAGGCGAAGAGAUGAACGAGGAAGAUGCGAGACGGGUCUUCGGCGCAGAGUAUGAUUCAGCGUCCUGA